AUGCUUUUAAGUACGGCUUUUAAAUGGGCUGUGCUAUGGAGUUUUUUGCUUACAUCUUCAGGCUACGUAUAUUUCAUAGAGCAGGAAGCUUACGAUAUCCAUCAAUUUUGGGCAUGCCGCGGCGUUCCUGCGCUCAAAGCACAACGGGUAUUUCUUCCCGAAGAAGCAACGGAAGUAUACUAUAGCACGUUGAUGAGUGGGCGGUUUCCGGAAGACAAAUAUCUGGACCCAGAAGUGCCACCGGCCAGCAUACUCACUAGUGAAGCUUACUUGGAGGUCCUCGAAAUUGUUCUGAGCAAACCGGAAGAGGAAUUUGGCAAUAGACUCUAUAUGGCAAUGAACUGCCAUCUAUUCAACAAUAUGGAGUGGGUACGGGACGUGUUUAACCGUGCAUUAUCGAGAAAUACCGCCACCGUACGGGCAAUAUUGGAUAUCAUUUAUCGUAUCGGCUUGUGUCUACGGGGCAUCGAUACUCAUCUGAAUUGUCCGGACGUGUGUCGCAAUAAACAAGGCGACUAUUGUGCGAAAUCCCCUCAUUCAAUCGGGACAUGCAGCUCCUACCUGGACGACAGUAUACUCAGUGUAUUGCCCGAACUGACGAGCAAUGUGUCCGCAAAUACACCGUCAAUUACUACUUUCCAUCGACAGGUUCCGAUCCAACGGAGGCUGCCACUCGACUUCUUCUUCCGACUCAACCGUACAAAAGAAGUAAUUGAGAUACAAAAACAGAUCGCUCGAACGGCUUAUUGCCCUUGCCGGAUGUACUAUCGGUACGACAAAUUCUUGGACGGAUGCAUUGAUGUGAGCCAGGAUAUUGGAUGUGGUGGUAGCAACCCAUGUGUCAACGGGGGCCGAUGUGUAACCAAACUGGUUGAGAACACAUUCGGAUCAGAAUACUUACAGGAAAUAGCUACUGUGACAUGUGAAUGUCCACCGGCUUUCCGAGGGGAGUUCUGCGAACUAGAGACAGACCGCUGUGUAGAAGAGAAUGUAUGUGGUGAAUUCGCCUGUCUCAGAGACCCACACGACAUGGAUAAUGGGUACAGGUGUCUCUGUCCUCCAACCCACAAACGAAAAAGUCCAGGAGAGCCUAUGUGUGUCCCAUUACCAGCUUGUGGAGAAAGAUUGGAAACGCUUGACGAAACUGACGAAUAUGUGUUGUCUAACCCUGCCGCAACACAAAAUCCAUGUCUGAAUAGAGGAUACUGUGUUCAGGGAGAGGAUCCGACUAUGUACACAUGCAUCUGUCAACCUGGAUAUAUGGGAAAAAACUGUGAAAUCGAGCCACCUGAAGCAACCUGGGGCCCAUGGACAUCAUGGUCAGACUGUAUUUGGCCCGAGCCGUAUGAGAUUUGCUAUAAACGGCCGUUUCAACAGCAAACACGCCGGUGUCUGAAGUACAAACCGGGACAACGCUGUAUUGGCUCUCAACGGAGACAACGACAUGCUGGUUGUGAUUUAAAUUCGGGUAGUCCAGCAUCAUUCACCGGGAUCACCAGUUUGAAACGAGAGAGACUGAAAAAAUCAGCUGAACUAUGUGAGCUUUCCGGGAAACAAAUACAAACAUCCAUCAGCGAAAAAAUAUUGGGAGAGCAAUUGCUGAGCAUCGAAGCAGUGGACGAUUGGAGCACAGUUGGCCUAGAAGACGCGCCGUUUCUCAACUUGCCCACUUCACUUCGUCAUGGGGACCUGCAGGCUGUCAACUGGCCCAGAGCAGAAGAUUUGCUGUUCAUGACCCUGUGGAUUUAUGCUGUACUCAUUCACAUUGCACUUAUUCUCUUGUGGAUAUACUACAUUCACCGCUGGCGUAAGCAACGGAACAAAAUAAUAGGGAUAACUGAAUGAUGAACCAACGAAAAAAACAUUGUAAAUCUCGUAGUUUGAAUUGCUUUGUUCAGAAAAUUCAUGUUUG
This is a messenger RNA of Opisthorchis viverrini, 1912 nucleotides long. RefSeq lists its product as hypothetical. Gene Ontology annotation, molecular function: Notch binding; calcium ion binding. Lineage: Eukaryota; Metazoa; Platyhelminthes; Trematoda; Opisthorchiida; Opisthorchiidae. The transcript is spliced from 5 exons. The record is from RefSeq and is a predicted model, not a curated record. Bases 1 to 1845 code for a protein of 614 amino acids.